GUUCAUGUCACGGUGAAGGAUGAAGUGGGGGGCAACUUUCUCUAUGACGUAUGAAGCUUAGAGGGGUAUAUAGAAAAGGAGAAGCUUGGUUCUGUCAACUUCAUAUCCAAAACAACACACAAUUUUACUAUCCAUCUCCCAAGCUCAAUUCCUCUCCAUCAAUGUAAGUACACUUGUUCACUUAUUGCAUACUCGACCAUCUGUAUCAACUUGACGACAACUGUCUAAACACACACACAAACACACACAUACACACAUACAUCAUGCCUGAGGGACGUCAAUCACCACCACCCGAGACCCAGACCGGUGCUCAAAAAGAUGCUCCUUCCAAUGCCAAGGGAGUCAGCCAAGGAGGCAACAACCAACAAGACAGCAAAUCUGAUCUUGAGAACCUCUCCUCAAACCCAAAGGGUCCUCUCGAGGAUCACGCGAAGGAGACUCGCUCGAAGACUGAGAACUAACGACGAUCGGAUAUGAGGGUGUUUGGGAUAAUGAAUGGAAAUAUGUAUAUUAGUCGCACUUUCAAAGGAGGUGCACGCAUCGAUAAGAUGUGAGAUGAGAUGAUACCGUCAUGAAAUGUGAGGAGUUAAUGAGACAAUGAAAUAAACUCAUUAUGAAGUAACUGUGGUGUGAUGUUGUCUCACUUCUACUUUGAAAAUGUGCGAUGCGUAUCAAUAAUUGCAAUUGUAAUGUAGACUCUAUGGAGAAGUCAAUCUUCAUCCA
Molecule: messenger RNA, 723 nt
Organism: Botrytis cinerea B05.10
Lineage: Eukaryota; Fungi; Ascomycota; Leotiomycetes; Helotiales; Sclerotiniaceae
Exons: 3
Coding region: 264-461 (65 amino acids)
Source: RefSeq, a predicted model, not a curated record